Messenger RNA from Dentiscutata erythropus, 521 nucleotides. NCBI's taxonomy places the organism in Eukaryota, Fungi, Glomeromycota, Glomeromycetes, Diversisporales, Gigasporaceae. The record is from the annotation of a GenBank genome assembly.
GCCUUGAAGGUCUUGCUAGACUUCUAGAGUUACUCACAAAUUAUUUCAAGGUUGAAAUUGGAAAGAAAUUGCUUGAUCAUUUGCGCCAAUGGGCGGAUCCUUCUGUUCUCCAAGAAGCCGCCGGGAAACCCCUAAUUGAUGUAGAACCAAUUAAGAUUAUAGUAGCCAUCUUGAACGUGUUCCAUCUUUUGCCUUCCGCUGCUAAUAUAUUUUUGGAAAAUUUGGUUCAUAUUGUACUGGAUCUUGAAGAACAAUUACGUCGGUCAUUAUCAAGUCCUUUUCGUCUACCUCUCAUUAAAUUUUUGAACAGAUAUGCUUCUGAAACUAUUGAAUACUUUUAUGAAAGAUUAGGGGAUUCCAAAUAUAGUCGAUUGUUCAUAAGCAUUUUAGAAACAGAAGAAGCUAUUAAACUUCGACAGUAUAUAAUGGAAAAUCCUAAUUUACUUAUUGAAAAGGCCUCAAAUUCUAAAGAUUCUGAUGAUUUUAAUGAAGCAAAGUUUCAGAAAAUUGUGAUUAUUCGA